AAAAAAAAAAAAAAAUGAUUUUUCUAAAUAAUUCCUUAAUUUAUGUCAUAUUUGGAAUUUUACUUCAAUUAUUAUUAGUAGUUAAAGUUUAUUCUCAAAUACUAACUAUUAAACCAGAUUUAAGAUAUGACCAUACCGCUACAUUAAUUAGGGAUGGAUUAUAUAUUAUAGGUGGAGCUACUCCUGAUGGAAAAACACCAAAUUACCCAUUUUUAUUUCUUGAUGUUUCUAUUCCUUUUGAUACAAAACAAUUAAAAUGGCAUGAUUUAUCAAAUUUGUCAAACAAUGAUAUUGUUCCAUCACAUCAAUUUGCUGCUGCUAUUAAAGGUGGAGCAGAUAAUAACACAUUAUUUUUAUAUGGUGGUAUGAAUUUAGACAACAAUCCAAUGUCUCUAGUUUACACAUUAAACAAUUUAUCAUGGGAUACUCCUAAAAUAAAUGGUACACCACCAAAUGGAAAAUUAUUUAUAACCCCUGUAAUUGAUUAUAAUGGAUUAAUAUAUUUAUUUGGUGGUUACUCGACUGAAAACAUUUAUACAAAUGAUAUGUUUAUCUUAGAUUCAAUAAAUUUAAGUUGGAAAAAUGUUAGUUCAAUAAAUGCGCCUAGUCCAAGAAUUGAGUAUAGUGCCGUGUUUUUACCAAAUAAAAAAAUUAUCUAUAUGGGUGGUCAGUUUAAUAAUACAACUCUUCCACUAAGUGAGGUAUAUUUAUACGAUACAGUAAAUGAUAUUUGGACUACACAGAUGACUGGUGGAUCAAUACCUUCUGCAAGGUUUGCAUUUUCAAGUGUUCUCGGAUUGGAUGGUCAAAGAAUAAUUAUUUUUGGAGGAAUGAAUUCCACUCACAUUAUAAGUGAAGCACUAUAUGUUUUAGAUUUAAAUAAUUAUAAUUGGUAUAUACCAAGUUUUUUCGAACAACAAUUAAAUGCCCGUGCUGAGCAUAAAACAGUAUUAAUUGAUAAAUAUAUGGUUAUAACUUUUGGUCAAGGUUAUACACGAGAUGAUAGUGAUAGUGAUAUAUUAUUGCUUGAUAUUAGUAAUAAUGAUCAAUAUGCUUGGACAACUAGCUUUGAUCCUACACCAACUAUUAUACAUUCUAGUAAUAUAGGAGUUGUAAUUGGUGUAGUUUUCGGAUCUACAUUUGUUGCUAUUUUAUUAUUAAUUGGAAGUUAUUAUUUGCGUAAAUGGUAUAAAAAUAAAAAAGAACAAACUGAUACAAUAACAACUCCCGAAGAAGAACAUCCUCGAGAAAUUUUACGAAUUCCAGGUGAAAAAAAUACUCAAGAUCAAAAUCAACAGCCAACAUCAACCUCUCAAAUUCUUCAAAUUUCGGGAAAUACUUCAAAUUCAUUACAAAAUAAUGAAAUGAUACAAGAAGUAAGAGAUGAAAAUAAAGGAAUACCAACUUCCGGAGAAGACCAUCGAGAAGAUCACCCUUAAAAUAAUUAAUUUUGCAAAUUCUAUUCGAUAUCAAAGUCAACUAGCAACACCAACUUUUUAAAUUCUUCAAAUUUUAGGAAAUACUCAUAACAAUAAUUAAGUACAAUAUCUCAAUAUAAUAAAAUUUGUAUUGUGUAAUUAUUCUUUUUUGUAUUUUACAUCAUAGAUUUAUAUAUAAUUAAAAGUUAUUGACUUAUUAUACUUUGGGAAUAU
Molecule: messenger RNA, 1652 nt
Organism: Rhizophagus irregularis DAOM 181602=DAOM 197198
Lineage: Eukaryota; Fungi; Glomeromycota; Glomeromycetes; Glomerales; Glomeraceae
Molecular function (GO): protein binding
Source: RefSeq, a predicted model, not a curated record